AUGGAGGUUUUCAAUGGCAUGUGGAAGAUCACGGAGAAACAGAGAAGCAUGGCGAUGCCCAUUAAGAACCGUAUGGAGCAUCUGGCGGAGUGCGUCGACGCACUUCGCCAAGCUAUGCGGGCCAGCCACGCUAUUCUCACGCACCUUCCCCGUACAUCCGAGCCAGCCGAAGUGCCGGUCAGCGCGCGCAAGCGGCCGCUACCCCUCGUGCCCUCCUCACCCGAGGAGGACGUGCAGAGACGCGAGGAGAAGUCCGCCCCGGCUACCGAAACUUGGGCCACCGUGGCAGGCAGGAGGAGGAAGAAGAAGGGGAAAGGGACCGAGGACAAGGAGCUUUCGAGGAGCACCUCAAAAGGUGUCCCUAGGAGCACUCCGAAGGCUGCCCUUAAGAGCGUCCCUAAGGCUGCCCUGGUGGCUGGGGAUAAAUCCACCCCGAAAAAGCCCGGGUCAACGCCAGGCAAGGUGGGCACAGACAAGCUCGGAGCACCUCCGCCGAAGCUUGCUAAAGGCAAAAAGCGGAGGACGAGAAAACGGCGGCGCAGGCCGAAGCGCAGCGCCGUCGUCGUGCAGCCGGCCGCCAGGAAGUCCUACGCGGACGUCCUAGGGAAAAUCCGGCGGGAGGUGCGACCGGAAAAGACGGAGACGGAGUUCCGUCAAAUCCGAAAGAUCCAGGGGGGCGGUGUCCUUUUGGAACUGGCGCGCUGUAAAGAUCAGCGCGCUCUUCAGGAGGCCAUCAAAGCCGCCAUGGGGGACGAUGCGGAGGUCCGGACUCUGGUGCCGCGCAUGCGCGUCGAGAUUUGCGACCUCGACUGCUGCACGACCGGCGAGGAGGUGUGA
Messenger RNA from Hylaeus volcanicus, 837 nucleotides. RefSeq lists its product as uncharacterized. NCBI's taxonomy places the organism in Eukaryota, Metazoa, Arthropoda, Insecta, Hymenoptera, Colletidae. The transcript has a single exon. The coding region runs from base 1 to 837 and encodes 278 amino acids. The record is from RefSeq and is a predicted model, not a curated record.